Messenger RNA from Trichoderma citrinoviride, 1047 nucleotides. RefSeq lists its product as hypothetical. The transcript has a single exon. The record is from RefSeq and is a predicted model, not a curated record. Lineage: Eukaryota; Fungi; Ascomycota; Sordariomycetes; Hypocreales; Hypocreaceae. The annotation marks the transcript as partial.
AUGUCCCAGCUUCCGACAACCGCCCAGCAAGAGGCGCCAGACGGCGAAGCGCAUUAUCCACCAUGCCUCUAUCACACACCAGAGGAAAAGAGACUGUACAAGAGAUUGAAAGACGUCUAUCUGGAGCAUUACACCUCCUGGGACGCUGAAUCCCGCGAAGUGUGGCCUUAUAUUGUCGAGCAUGCAUCGCUGCCAAAGUCAACCGUCGGCAAACUCACAAAUCAUUCAAUUGCGAGAAAUAUGAUGCAGACCAAUGUGACGUGGGCUCAUGUCGUCGCCCUUCGAAUCAUCUAUAAGACACAGUUAUUCAAGAGCCGAAAGCUUAUGAAGCUCAUCCGAGACAAGUAUCCAAGAGGCAACUUCAACACAUAUGUCUUCCACGAGGAUUACAAGAGGCCCGUCAAGAUAGAUGAGGAGGUCAAAGCAGAGAAGACGGCAAAAAAGAGCCCGGUGACAGCUUCCAGCGCACAUGAGCUGCGAGUUGGAGCCGAGGGGCCAGUCGGAGAAGCUUCACAGCCCGCUCCUCGGCGUUUGAACGAAGCUCCCAAUGGUUUCCUCAGUGACGAAGAAGAUGCUUGGCCGACUAAGACAUUCGUUACCCCGAAUGCGAUCAAACCUGAGCCUACAGCCGCGGCCAACAACGGGGGAAGAGAGGGUCAUAAGAUGAUCAACCAGCAAAACGGGAACAGAGCAAACCCUCGACAGCGUGUUGCAGUUCCAUCAAGUCAGGACAAACGGGCUCUUCCAGAGGACAGCGAGGUAGAAAGCGAGGCCAAUCACAGCACGGCCUGUGAGCCCCCGCCUCGAAAGCAGAAAAGGGACAGGCCAUCUACCGCAAUCAGAGACCGCCGCACGCAGCCAACGAGCUCAGGCAGAGGGCCGCGUAGCCAAGAAGAAGCUACAGGUAGCUCCAGCAGAGCGAAGGAGGAUUGCGAUCAGAUAGAUCGGUUUAUCGAGGCUCUGACAGUGUUUGGCGAGGCUAUAUCGGAGCACAACAACGCUGUGCAUCGCAACUCGGAGCUACUCGAGAGAUUGACCGAGCAGAUG